ACGGAGCCAUCGAGCCCCCAGAUCUGCUUAAAAAAAUCGCAGCCCCUUGCAGGGAGGGAGAGGGAGAGAGGGGGGAACCAGACGAAAAGACGAAAUAAAAGACAGAGAAAGGGAAAUCCAGCGGGGAGCAAAAAAAAAAGCAGCCCCUAGACGCCCCCUUUUCGAGACUGUACUCUCAGCAAGGAGGGGUGUGUGUGUGUGUGAGCACCGAUCCCGUGCCCGUUAGGAAAAGGGGGUGUUUUUUCCCCCCGCCUCCCCUUUGCCCUCCCUCGGCGCGGCGCGGCGGGGGGAGCGGGGCGGCCGCAGCCCCGCACCCGCCGGAGCUCCGGCACCAGCACGGGCCCGCUCCGGAGACUAGAGAGAGACAGAAUAAAGGGAACAGCUUCCUCGCCGCCAAAGCAGCCUUUUUUCUCGUCUCGGGGUUUUGCUCUUUCUUUUUCUUUCUUUUCUUUUUUUUUUUUUCCUUCUUUUUUUUUUUUUUUUUUUUUUUAAACUACUCGCCGGGAAAAGCAAAACCGAAAACGGUUCCCCCCUCGCCCCCUUCAAAAGGCCCCCAAACAACCAACAACAACAAACAGAAAGCAAAAAACGACCCCUCUCCGAAAAGAAAAAAAAAAAAAAAAAAAGAGGAAAAGACAAGGAAAAGCGAGAGAACCAGAGAGACAGAGACAAGCAACAUCGAUUUCAAAUCCAGGAUUUUAUCCAGUGCAUUGAUUUUUUUCUUUUUUUUUUUUUUCUUGCUCUCCCUUUUUUUCUUCUUCUUUUUCUUUCCCCCUUCUCCUUUCUUUCAGCCCCCACUUCUUCUCCUCCUUCCCACCCCCCCUUUUCCUUUUCAUUUUAUUUUGGAUCCUGCUAAAAUUAGCCGGGACUGCUCUGGGUGUUGCGUGUUAAUUUGAUUUACUCUGGGAUUCCGUCUUCCAAGACGCCAUUUUCCCCCCUUCUCGCUCUAUCUCACUCUAUCUAUCUAUCUAUCUAUCUAUCUACCUAUCUAUCUAUCUAUCAUUUAUCUAUCGAGCUAUCUAUCCCUCUGUCUGUCCGUCCAUCUCCCUCUCUCCGGGUGCCUUCCCUCCUCCCCCCCUCCCUCCUCCCUCUCCGCUCUGCGUGUGCUGCGCGGCCGUGCGCUCCCCUAAUCUGACAGAUGAACACCGCCAUGGGUUUGCCGCAACACAAGCAAAAGCACCUUUGGGGGCUGUGGCGAGGGAUUGAAACCGGGAUCUAAAAGAGAAGAGACAAGAAGGGGGGAAUCCGAGAGAGGAGGAGGAGGAGAAGGAAGAAGAAAGAAGAAGAGGAAGCUGCUAAGAAGCCCUCGCUGCCGUUUUGGGGAUAUGGUGGCAGAUUUGGUCUCUUCUGAGCUCUUUCCAGCCUCUGGGCGAUCAGGACGUUGAACUCAGCAGACAGUUACCAUUCGUUCCCCAGGAUUGUAGUUGACCUUGCUAUCCUCAUCCCCUCCCGUGCCCCUCUUCCCUCUGAUAAAACUCCAGGGUGUUGCAGUCUUGCUAUGGAGCCCAGGGAGACUUUGGGCAGCUCCCGGCAAAGAGGGGGAGAGUCAGACUUUCUGCCAGCCGCCGUCACCUCUGUGAAGCCUCUGCCUACCUCAGGCUGCACAGGGGAGACGAUGCUGCCAGCGACGGGCUCUGGAAAAGGGAUCCCGGUGAGCGGCGAGAGGCUGGAGCCCGAGGAAGAGGAUGAGCUGGGUUCUGGGAGAGAUGUGGAUUCCACUUCCAAUGCAGACAGUGAGAAAUGGGUGGCAGGAGACGGCCUGGAGGAGCAGGAGUUUUCCAUCAAGGAGGCUAACUUCACAGAGGGGAGUUUAAAACUAAAGAUCCAGACCACCAAGAGAGCCAAGAAGCCCCCAAAGAACUUGGAGAACUAUAUUUGCCCUCCCGAGAUCAAAAUCACCAUCAAGCAGCCUGGGGAGCAGAAGCUUUCCAGAGCUGGGAAAAACAGCAAAACAGCUAAAGAGGAGGAUAGGUCACACUCCAAAAAGAAGGGAAAAGUCAUUGGAGAUGCAAAACUGCUCAUGAGUUGUGGUUGCAGAAAAGGGAAAAAUGCUCAAGUGAAAGACUCAGAUCAGAAUCAGAUGAAGAAUUUGGGAAGAGAGUGUGGGUUCGUUGUGCAGAGUCCAGUGACGAAAUCUGUGAACAAGACCACGUUCUUUAAGUAUGAUUUCAGAAGAUAUCCUCUGUUUCCAAACACCUCUUGCAUCCAUGACUCCAUUCCAUGCUUCCAGUGUCCCACUUCAUUCUUUUACUUCCAUCAUCCUGAAGUUUAUGACAGGCCACAGAAACAUUCUGCUCUUCACUAUGAUCCAGGCCUACAACAGGACUUCACCGGUGACACCUUAAAAUCAAAGCACCAGCAGAAAAGCAGCAACCAGCACCAUCUUGACUGGUCAGCAAGCUCCGACACGGGAUCUGCUUCUCAAAGUUGCUUCAUCAACACAGAAGCCAGUCGAGAAGCUGUUAGUGCCACCAAGGUCUCUGCUCCGGAGCCAGGAGUUUCCUUCAGCAAAUCCCAAGCAAAGAAGUCCUGUGCCAGCAGCACAUGGGGGCAGCUGUCGGCCAGUAGUAAAGAGCUUGCCAUUUGCAGCUCAGUCCCAUCACCCAACAGCAUCAGCAUAGCUGCCCAGCCCAGCAGCACCUCGGAGUGCAAUGGGCUUCUCCCUCUUGGUGAUCAAGAAGGAGGUGUACAGCUGGAGGCCCCUGAUCAGCCCACUGGGAGUACGAAGAAGAAGUCCAGCAAAAAGGACUUGAUGAGUCAAACCAUCCAGACCACCGACAUUGAAUGGGUGAAGAGUGCUCAGAAAGCAUUUGACAGCAAAACCCAUGACAGCAUGGAAGGGAAAAAGGAGUCUUACUCGAUUGACAGCGUGUUGGAUAUAUCACCCCUGAAACAAAAUUCCACUUCUGCUAGCAGUUGUGAGAGUGAUACCAGUCAUGUACGAAUUACUAUCCCAAUAAAAUCUCCGACAACAGAUACAUCUGGCCACAAAAGGAAAAAAAGGCAAUCCACAAAAUCUUCCACGGAGAAAACUAUUCAGGAGAAAAGCCUGCAUUCUGGACUUGCUAUGAGCAGUGAAGUAGCAAGCAGAACUAGUUCUCAGCCAGAGGGGAGUAAAAAAGAUCUUCGAGUCACAAAGCUAGGGAAAGUGAUUGAAAAUGAGUCCCCCUUAGUAGCUAUUGACAGUGGUGUGCUCACCGACAAAGCUUCUCCCAACAGUGCCACCAGACUCAGAAAACCUAUAGCUGUGACAUCCACUCUCCUACCCACCGACCUUCCCACAGCUGACAAAUUAUCUGAGAUCCAGCACCCCAAACAUGCAGCUAAGCGGCGAUGGACCUGCAGCAAGCCUAAAUCUAUCCUUCGGGAGACCUCUAUGACAACGUCUGAGAAGCUGAUGGUGGAGCCUCCUUCAGCCUAUCCCAUCACACCAUCCAGCCCUCUGUAUACCAAUACAGACAGUCUUACAGUGAUCACACCUGUCAAGAAAAAAAGAGGACGACCAAAGAAACAGCCUUUGCUGACUGUUGAAACCAUCCACGAGGGGACAUCCACCAGCCCAGUGAGUCCAAUCAAUCGUGAAUUUCCAGGAACAAAGAAAAGGAAGAGGAGACGGAAUCUGGCCAAGUUGGCCCAGAUGGUCCCGGGAGAGGACAAGUCCAUCAGUGAACUCAAGUUUCACAAAAAGGUUGGGAAGCUCGGGGUCUUGGAUAAGAAGACCAUCAAGACCAUUAAUAAAAUGAAGACCCUCAAGAGGAAGAAUAUUCUCAAUCAGAUCUUGUCCUCCUGCUCCAGCAGCAUAGCUCUGAAAGCAAAAGUCCAGCCACCAUCUAGUGCUGGGCCAACCACCAUUGAUGCCAGACUAGGGAAGCAGAUCAAUGUCAGCAAGAGGGGGACUAUCUACAUUGGUAAAAAACGGGGCAGAAAGCCAAGAGCAGAGCUGCAGCCUCGGCCAGAAGAACCUAAGACAGCCAUCAAGCACUCAAGGCCUGUUUCUAGCCAGCCAGAAAACCCAACAGUGCCUUCCAACCUGCAGUCACUUGUGGCAUCGUCACCAGCAGCUAUUCAUCCGCUUUCCACACAGUUAGUGGGGAUUAAUGGCAACCUUAGCCCUGCAAGCACUGAAACUAAUUUUUCAGAGUUAAAAACUAUGCCAAAUCUUCAACCUAUCAGUGCUCUUCCUACAAAAACCCAAAAGGGAAUGCACAGUGGAACUUGGAAGCUGUCUCCACCCAGGUUAAUGGCUAAUUCACCUUCCCACCUCUGUGAAAUAGGUUCUCUGAAAGAAGUCACACUUUCGCCGGUGAGCGAGUCUCACAGUGAGGAAACCAUACCGAGCGACAGUGGGAUAGGUACAGACAACAACAGCACUUCUGACCAAGCCGAGAAAAGCUCAGAAUCCCGUCGGAGAUACUCCUUUGAUUUCUGCACCCUGGACAAUCCAGAGGCUAUCCCAUCUGACACCAGCACAAAGAACAGGCACGGUCACCGUCAGAAACAUCUCAUUGUGGAUAACUUUCUCUCUCAUGAGAGUAUUAAAAAGCCAAAGCACAAGAGGAAAAGGAAAAGCCUGCAGAACAGAGAUGACCUCCAGUUUCUGGCAGACCUUGAGGAACUCAUUAAUAAGUUUCAAAUGUUCAGGAUUUCCCAUAGAAGUUACACAUUUUAUCAUGAGAAUCCAUAUCCCAGCAUCUUCAGGAUUAAUUUUGAUCACUACUACCCUGUGCCAUAUAUCCAGUAUGACCCAUUGCUCUAUCUUCGCAGGACCUCUGACAUGAAGUCUAAGAAGAAGCGUGGUAGACCUGCCAAAACCAAUGACACCAUGACAAAGGUGCCUUUUUUACAAGGGUUCGGUUACCCUAUUCCCAGUGGGAGUUACUAUGCACCCUAUGGAAUGCCUUACACAUCAAUGCCUAUGAUGAAUCUUGGUUACUAUGGUCAAUACCCAGCUCCUUUGUACCUGUCUCACACGCUCGGAGCGGCUUCCCCAUUUAUGAGACCUACCGUGCCCCCACCCCAGUUCCAUGCAAGCUCUCAUAUGAAGAUGUCCACCACUGCCAAGCAUAAAGUGAAACAUGGAGUGCACCUGCAAACACCCGUGGGAAUGGGCCUUGGAGACAUGCAGUCCUCUUUGGCUCCUCCAAAGGUUGGAGGAACAAGCCUUUCAAGUGGCCGACUUCACAAAAGGAAACACAAACAUAAGCACAAGCAUAAGGAUGAGCGGAUAUUGGGGACACAUGAAGAUCUGAGUGGUCUCUUUGCUAGCAAGUCCACUGGUUUCUCCAGCCAUGCGAUCAAUGAAAGGCUAAGUGGCUCAGACAAAGAUCUCUCCUUGCUCAAUGAGAAAAGCAAGCAUAAGGAGAAGCAGAAGCACCAGCAUUGUGAAACUGGACACAAAGGCUCAAAGAGUAACUUUGAAGUGGAUACGCUGUCUACGUUAUCACUUUCUGAUGCCCAGCAGUGGACACAGAGUAAAGAUAAAAGCGAUUCGAGCAAUGAUCCCAUUGACUCUUGCACAAAGAGAUACUCUGGUAGCACUGAGAGCAAUGGAAGGUCAGAAUCCCUGGACAUGUUUGGUGAAAUGAAUUCCUCAAGCGAGAAGCGGGACAACGAUGUGAGUGGGAAUAAAAGAAGAAGCUUUGAAGGGUUUGGAACUUACAGGGAAAAGGACAUUCAGCCCUUCAGGACAAAUAGGAAGGAAAGAAGUACUUAUGAUUCUUCGGCCUCUUCAGCUAGUCUGUGUGGUGCUGGUUUAACUCUGAAGGAAUCAGCAUCAGCUUUAGGUGGAGGAUGGACAUCACACAGUGAGUAGUGUUUGGCCCUACGUCUUCAAGGGGAGCAGAAGUGCUCUGCUGUCUGUGUAUACAAAUGGAAACUAUGCUUAUUAAAUGCAUGACUGUAUGUUGUAUUUAUGUAAAGUUACUUUCUAAAGUUUUUAUGUUGGAAGUGCCCUUGUUCCUGUUAAAAAGCCUUACAUUUGGUGAUUAAGCCUUCCAAAGGGAGAACAGGAGGAAUACUGGAGGAGAGGAAGAAAAGUGACAAUAACCAAAUGAACAGCAUUCCUCUGAUGUCAGUACAACACACACAUAAGUAACCAUGCUCGGCUGACAAGUGUCAUUUAUCCAGAUGAGAUUUCUUCCCUGACAAAACUCCCCUCCACAGCUCAGUUUCCUGCUGGUAUGGUCCACUGCCACACAGCACUGAAUAAAUGUCUGAUUUAUCCUCUCUCAGAAGUCAAAUGCAUUAGUGUGAUUUAAAACAGGACUUGCUAUGUGCAAAAGCAAGCACGGUGACAUGUUAGCCAAGCCACCAUGACUUUGUUUUGGUUUGAGAGGGAUGUUUUUUUUGUUUAUUAGUUUGUUUGUUUUUAAGAAACAGCAUAUGUAGUUCUGGACUAUUAUCAUGAAGCCUUAAUCAGACACAGUUUUACUCUCAAAAAAGAUCUGUACUUCAGUAGUGGGUAACCAUAUUUGUUCUCCUGAAUACAUAUGUAAGAUGCAGGCAAAUAAGAUUACACAACUGCCUAUUAAUCAAAUUUUGCUGAAUUUUGUAUAAUAAUAUUUUCUAUGAACAAUAUUUUUUAUGUAGUUCCAGAAUCACAGUGUUGAUUCAUUACUCUGCAGUCAACACAUUACUUCAGUAAUACAUGAAACAGUGGUCCAGCACUAUAAAUUAUGGACAUUUUUCCACCUGACCGGCUCAAAGAUGUGAUAUGAAUGUCUAUACUAACUGGAUCCUGCAUAUUUACUUAUGGAUGCACCUUUCCAUGUUGGAACAAGGAAGGGGAAGUGACAAGCAGGUGAUGAACAAAGUUAAUCAGAUACCAAUUCACACACAUAAGUAACCUUGCUUUCUUCAAUAGUGGCAUUUGACCCAGUGGUAUCUUGCUGUCAUAUGGCAGCGUGUGCACAGAUGUUGAGAAGUUUGAUGCAUGUUCCAGGGUUUGUAGACCCAUCUUCCAUACCAUAGCUUUCUCCUGUGACUUCAGAAAACUGUCUAGGUUACUGUAAACUUCGGUGUUGGUCUGGGAAAAAUGGGAUAAAAGCAGUUUCCUGCUGUACAGAGCCGUGGUAAGGUCUGAUAUGCAGCAACGCCCAGCGAGUACAGUGUGGCAGCAGUGGUAGAGCUUGAAGUGGGUGGAAAAGAGCCAUGCAUGAACUUCACUCCCAGAUAAUGUAUAGAGCAUUAGUCACCCUCCUUUUCCCCAGUCCUGCAUCUGUCAUGGUUUCCUUGGGCACCCCAGGCUCCUGUAUAGAUUCGAGCAGCUGCAACAAUUUUUCAUCACCUGUGUCAGUGAGAAGGUUGUGCCCUCCCACUGUGUCCUGUGGUGAGGGACAGGCAUUGUACAGUAAUGGGGUGAGUGUGCCAUCUGGCCCAUAAAAGUCAGCAUUGGAGUUUUACAAAAUACCAUUAUUUUUAAAUACAAUUACAUUCAUCAAAACAACUGUUUGGGUCCCUGGAUGCUUAGGAGUACAACCAAAACUGCUAAAAUGACCUCCAAAAGCAUUAUCUGACCCACUUAGGAUAAACAUCCUUCUUGUUGUUUUACACUAAUUCUGCUGGCAGUUCUGGGGAGAGGAGGCCAAGCUAGCAUGACUGUUGCUCCAUUCUGCUCAGGGCAUUUCCUAGAGGAAUGGGCUGUUGAGGGAAAACAAGAAUGAUGGGGAAAGCAAGUCAAAGCUUUCCUUGAAAGUGUUUUGACCAAGGCAUUUGAAAUACAGUGAGCUGUGUUGUUUUGUUUUGAUGCUACCGCUUGUUUACUAUGUUGCUUCCAAUUUUUGCACUGACCAAGGAGAGAAGGAACAAGAGGGAAGCUGGAGUGGGAGAGGGAGCUGGAUUAUUUACCACCCAACCAAUCUUUUAUUUCCUUUCUUAAUGAUUGUAUGUUUAUUACACUGCCUGAGGCUCAGUACAAAGUCUUUUGGACCAGUGAUGAAUUAAUCAAAUUAAAUACUGUGACCUCUUUUCUUUUUUUGAGUGUUACAAGCCUCCCAGCACCCUGCCUAAUUUCUGCCUCUUACUUUGCUCUCUGUCCAACAGUCAAGUUGUUCUUCCUUUGCAACUUGGCGGCUUCCAGCUAUUUAUCUUCACUCUUUCUGGCCAAUGCCAGAAUGUCUUGUUUGAAGUUUUUAUUUAGACCACUGCUGGUGUAUGGAAUUGUGCAGAUUCCACGUUGGGUGUGCAGCAGCUUCACAUCACACACAAUUGGCUUCUGCUGGGCUCUUGGCAAUAAAGAAUCAUGGCCGGAUUCUCGUCUCAGCCCAGCAUAAAUCAAGAGUCUCCCCACUGAAACUGGUUAGGUUGUCUUCUUGAGUGAAUUUUGUGUCAAGGCGAAAAGAGAGUGUGAGGCUGGGAAGUCCCAUCUGGGGCUUCAGCAGGAACCCGUCAAUGUCCUUGUGGCUGUGCUCUACUUGCUUGAUUUGGUAUUUGUAGAGAUUUUCUUAGGUUGAAUGAAAAUGGUGGGUUAAGAUUUUGACAGUGCACAUUCUAGAUAUUUAAGUGACAGUUUAAGAAGAGUUAGAAGGAAAAGUGCGUACCAUAGCACUGGACUAUACACAAUAAAAUUUCUUGCCUGAAGGCACUGAAAAUCUAGUUACAAGGUAAGACAUUUUCUCAGAUGCAUGGAGCAAGUAAAGCAACGUCUGUGUCUUUAGUAUUAACCUGCCAGUCAAUGUGACCCAAAGCUGGGCACAGAAGAAGCUGAGCUCAAGCUGUAUGCUGGUGAGUGGGAUCAUAAUACACUCAGGACAACCUGCAUUCCAUCAGACCCAACUUCAAAAGAGAGAGUUGGGGUCUAUAACCUCCAGAGCAUGAUCUUAGGCAGUUUCUCCAUUCCCACUGCCUACUGAGAGUUUUAUAUUAAUGUAUCACAGCAAAAGAAAACAGAGAGAGCAUUAACUCAGCUGCAUUAGUCUGCCUGAUUGCAAUAAUGGUGCUGAGUAACAAAAGAAGUAAAACCACCCUGUUUUAAAGUUUCACCAAGAAGGAAGUUAGAAUAAUUCCCCUAUAGAUGAAAAGCUGAGGGGAGGGGUGGGAAAGGAAACCUUUGACUGUCCAUGGAGGAGUUCUUACACAACCUCAAAGACUUGAAAAGGCCUAAGGAGUCAUAAUAGGAAUCGUUAGUGAUUUGUCAUUGAAAACAUGCAGCUGGACAUGGAUCCCUGUAGGCUUUUGCAGCAGCACUGAGUCUGACCAAACUUUCACAUGGGGAGGUACUGAUUUCAGGAGGCUUCAGGAGUUAACUGUCAAGCAAGGGCAGGACUAGAUACCUCAGAGGGAUUUGAUAAUGAGCUAUCAAGCCGUAGGUCACUGGUUGAAAUUUAAUCUGCAAGAACAGUGACAGAAAAUCAAAUCAAAGUGCUGAUGUCAGAGUGAUGCUGGAGCAGCAGGAAAAGUGAUGCUGGAGCAUUAUGCAGCAUACACAGGCAGCUUAAAUAAACUGGGAGCACACUGUGAAAAACUUGUCUGGUUGAUCCAAAUAGCAAGAUAGAGCUCAGCCAGUUUGUACUAUAUCUAUCAAUAACUCACUUUUUUUAGUUCAAUUGUUUGUGAAUGACAACACCAUAUCUCAUCACAGAAUCUGACCCGAACCCAUCAUUAUGCAACACUAGAGACAGAGUUGUGGAGACAUCUAGGUAGGGUUUGCUUAGUAGUGUUGUGGACUGUGAAUCAGCAGCGUACCACAAAGCAGAGUGGUUUGCAGCUCUGGUGGUGGAGAUUUUUGCUACUAGGUCCCACAUCAAGGCCAGCAGUGAUGGCUUUCUCAUUACUGGGCUCCUUGGCAGUCUCCCCAAGAUGACUUGGUGGUUUCACCAUAGCUUUCUCAGGGCUGGGGAGAACCCACAUUACUAAGACUACAAACCUGUUUCUUAUGAUUUUCACAGUUGCCAGAGGGAAGAUUGGUUGACAAAAGGGACAAGAGCAUGAGAUGCCCUCAGCAAUCGUACUGCAUAUGGGUGCCAGCAUAUUGAUGCUCCUCACUCCAUUGACAUAUUCAUUUUCCUUUUGAGUGAUUUUUAGCAGCAACUCAGUGGUCCUACCCCUGCUCCCAAGCAGCCGGGCUGAGGAUACGGAGUCUCUCCAGAUGGCACAGAGCUGCUGUUUCAGCUCUCUGUCUUUGGCCUUCCUCACCUCCAGUGUAGGCAGGGAAGGGAGCAAUAGUCAGCAUUGUUUUCUGUGCCAACUAUGAUUAGUUGGCAUAAAGAGCACUUAAGAAAGUUGACACAGUCUCUGAGUUGCUUAGUUUGCUUAAAAAAGAAAAAAUCCGUGGACCACUCCAGGUUCUCUUUGCUGCCUGAACUCUAGUUUGUACCAGUAAAACCUUGGGCUUAUCCCAGAACUGGGACAGGGUCAGUUGCAGAAUGUUUGUCAUUCUGAUGUUUAUUUAUUUGCUGUUUAAAAAAAAAAAAAAUCAACUCUGGGAGAGCAACAAGUUAAAAAAGCAGUUAAAUACCAGAUUCAUGCACAUUUCCUGUUUUGCUUCUUAACAAAACCUCAAAACCACUUUGAACAAGUUUCCCACCUCAGCCGAGGGUGGAGUUGUGUACACCCCACACGUGGCCUCCAGAAGUGCACUCAAGGACAAUAGCACAUCUCCUUUGGCAUGGUGGGGCCAAAUUUACUGCUAGCAGGGCAGUCAAUACGUGUGCCUGUGCACGACUGCCCAAAAGAGCUUCUGACUCAGCCAAGCACACUGGAAAACGUUAAUUUUUCUAUUUCCAACAGAACAGACUGAAUGGUAGAGAUGUGGCAGGGCAGAAACUGAAGGCAUUUGAUAAAGGGGUACCUAUCCAAGAUGCUAGGCAGAUAUUGGCUGUUUUCUGUAUGCUGGAUGAUCUGUUGUAAUUUCAUUGAUUUGAUUUGGUGAGACAACAUCUUGGUAAAUAAGAAGGGCAAAGAAAUCUAUUGCACUGAAAUUAAUGGCUGUUGCCUGAUCUCCUCUUAAAUUAAUUCAUUGCAAUCUGAAGCAAUGCAUGUGUUUUGCAAACCCAGCAUUCUUUGGCUCCUACAGCGCAUCAUGACAUUACUUUAGGCGGUAAGGAAGAUCUUAUUUGUGAUAUAGUGUGCUGUGGUAGAUAGAAAAGCAGCUAGAUGCUUGGGAACUCUGGAUGGAGCUAUGGCAUUUGGGUGUGUAAUUCUAAGUAACAAUAAGCAGUGCUUAAACAUUUCCUCCCACACUAAAAGCAUACCCAUUAAAAGUUUAGCCAAGUCAGCUGUGCAACUGCUUGCAUAAAAGGACUAACUGCUAAAACACUAAUAGGAGCCACUGUUGUCUUAAAAAGGGGGUAGAACAGGAUGCAUUAACCCAAAUUCUCCUUCUCUACUUCUAGUCAGUGGAGAGUCUCGGUGAGAUCAAAGAAAUCCCUAGCAGGUAAAAAUGAUAAUAAAUCAGGCUCAAGCCUAGGUUCAGGACUCCUGAGUCUGUUUCUCAGCUCUGUUUCUGAGAUGCUGCAUAGUUUGAAGAAGUCAGUAGAUGUGAUUUAGACCAUCUACUAGUCAACUUAAGUUCCCAUGAAAACAAACCGGAUGUGUCUAAGUCCAUUUCAUCUGAAGAAUCUGCAUCCCCAACAGACUGAGUAUGUAUAUAAAUCUAGACAUUGUGUUUUGGAUUUAAGAGUAACUUAUACACAUAAGCAUAUGGCUUUGCAUGUGUUCAGUGAUUGACAACUCCUAGGUGUCCAUCAUGACUCACAAGUGGGUGAGGAGGUUCUAAUACCUCCCAAAGUGUUGAAAAGGGCCCACUUCAUUAUGUUGUGGCCUGACUGAACACACCGCUUUUAGGUGACAUUGAACUAGCAUGGAACAUCUCAGUAAGAGGAAUUUGGGACAGGCUUAUACUGGUUUUGUGGACCAAACCAGAGAAUCUAUGCCUCUGGACUGCUUGUUGCAAGGCUGGCUUGUGUUCACACAGUUGAGAGCUGGGAUCAUCUGGAGCAGGCAGAUCGAUCCAUGCUGCACAGUAUUUGAUCCUGAUGUCCACUGGGCAAUAUCUCCCUGUAGUCCUAGAGUAAAAUUAUAGUUAUUUCUGAUUUGUUUUGUUUUGUUUUCCUAAUACAAAUGUCAAAAUAGAGGUUUUUAUGCAGCCAUCUUCUUCCUGUGAGCUCUGGGAGUGACAGAAGGGAUACUGUGGUUUUGGGACUUCUGACUAGCAUCAUAAUAUUACAUGAAGUGAAGAGGCAAAGUUGAGUUGUGCAUGUCCACACCACGCCUGGAGAAGAUCCUGGAGAAUGCUGUCAUCUUGUUCAUGCCCAGCUUUCCUCUUGGAUGGAAUGAACGGCUCCCUAAUGGCCAACUGACAGGUAGAGAGUGCUGAGGACGUGGAUACCAAGAUACAGGACAGGGACAAGUCAGUCUGGCAGUGUAAGAAUACUCGGGGACUACUAAGCGCCAGCUAAGCCUAGGGCAUGAGGGAAGGUCUGUUCUCUGGCCUAAUUCAACUCAUGCUGUUUAUCUGACAGAGCUCUAAAAUAAAAGAUUUACAAGCAAAAGACCUCCUCUUCCACUGGGCUGAAACCUUUCCUCUUCUCUUGCUUCUCAGUCUUACACUUUUGAUUGUUGAGCAGUUGACUUUCAGGAAGAGGAGGCAAUGCCUCCACUCCGAACUACCAGUAUCUUGGUAUAGUCUGAGCAAGUGGAAAUGCUGGAUCGCACCCCCUUGGACUAGACAACCUAGAUCUCUUAGUUUUCUAUUUUCUGGAUAAGUGCUCAAACCAUUCAUAUCUUAUGCUUCCUUCUCUCACUUAUCCCACAGCAAAGGUGCUUGGCCUUCAGAGGAGAAUUUGCAUUUUGAUUCCCAUGUAAGUAGGAUUGCACACUGUUGAGCCUUGAAUUAAGCACUUAGCCAGCCACACUCCUGAGGAUAAUAUUUCCUAGUGCCUACACCUGGGUGGCUGCAUGCAACCACACUAAAUCAUCCCACAAAGGACUCAUAGGUCACCAUUCAGUUGGUGGAGAAACAUUUGAGCAUGACUUGGGUGCCACUUCAGAGGCAUCCGUCUCUGCAUUGCUCGUGUAGUUUGCGUAGGCACCUGCCUUAAGUGAUCUGAAUCAUUUUGCUGAAGCCAAGCACCUACAUUUUUUAGAUGUUGCAACAAAUAAAUUGGGUGUCUAAAGCAGGCAUUCUCAAUCUAGCCUUCAGGGUCUCCACAUUUACUGACAGAUAUAAUGAUAUAAUAGUCCUUGCCCAACUCAAAUUGCUGUUGCAAGAUUUUAAUUAAUUAAUACUGGCAAGGCUUUGAAAUGUUGGAAGUGAAAUGAGGUCUAUAAACUAAGUGUAUUGUUAUGACUUGAUGGCACAUUAUACUUCACUUUCACACCAUACCUGAGCACAGAGCAGGGCAGAUGCAUCUUCUGAUUCAUCAUGAAUCAUGAAGAAGCCUAUUUGAAUUGUUGAUAUAAUUGAUAUAUUUACACUGGUUAAAAUGUUCCAGGGAAGAGAUGUUACUUCUCACUCCAAGACUGCUGGCCAAAGUGCUGGCAGAUCCCCCUUUUUUUUUUUAGUUUCUAAGUGUUACCCCAUCCAUACUGGAGUUUUCAGUCACCCAGCACUAAGUGUUCAAGCAAGAUGUAUGAGAAGGUAGCUGGAGAUGUGAGAGUCCUACUAAGAUUUACAGAAGACCUGAUUACUCCCCCGUGACAGUGUUGGCUAGCACAAGUACUCAUCCUGAGCAGUGCAGUCCCCUAAAAAACUUUUGGUCUCCCAUUUCUCUAGUAUGAUUGAUGUUAAUUAUAGCCAUGCAGUUUCAAAGAUGGGCAAGACCUCCAAGUGACACUGGUAUUCCCAAAGUCCUUCUGGUUCUUAGCAUCAGAUUAGCACACAGAACUCCUUCGAGUAAGUCCCUUGGUAGCUAACAUUGUUUCAUCAAAUUACAAAGUAGCCCAUUAGGUUCCUAGUCAGGUUUAAUUUUCUCUGUAUGUAAAUUCUUAAUGAAGAAUGCUAUAAGCUUACUUGCUAAGCACUUUGCCUCCGCUGCUGUGUGAAACACAGGCCAAUGCCGCAAGGUAAAGACAGGAGAGAAGGGCACCCACUAAACAGUGUAAGUCCAGGUGAUAACACUAAACAUCUAAGGGAUGACACUAUUCAGAUAGACACCAGAAAGAGAUGACCUCAGGAGAAUGUAUCUGGAUGCCAUGCAGAUAGCUGGUGUAGUUCUGUCAACAGGUCUCCUGCCUGAGGAGCAGCUCUUUGCAUGGGGAUAUAAUGGUACUGCCAGCUUCUGUUGCUCUUGACAGUGUGCAGGAGGGCUAUUGGCAUUGCUACUCAGCCCUCAUGCCUUGUCUGAUACAGUGCAGUACACUAAAUUGAACUGAAUGAACUGUUCUUUAGUACUGACCCCUCCACAGAAGAAUAUUCAUUUUUACAACCCAUUACUAAAAUCAAGAUAAUCCUGUCUGUUAUUAUCAUUCUUAUGUCUUACCAUAGAACCACAGAAUCAUAUAAUGUCCUGAGUUGGAAGGGACCCACAAGGAUCACCAAGUCCAUCUCCUGUCCCUGCACAGGACAACCCACAGUUCACACCAUGUGUCCGAGGACGUUGUCCAGUCUUGUCAGUUGUCAGUUCUUGAACACUGUCAGGCUUGGGGCGGUGACACCUCCCUGGGGCACCUGUUCCAGUGUCCAGCACCCUCUGGGUGAAGAACCUUUUUCUCAUGUCAAAUCUGACCCUGCCCUGGCGCAUCUUCCUGCCAUUCCCUCGGGUUCUGUUGUUAGUCACCAGAGAGAAGAGCUCAGUCCUGCCUCUCCUCUGUAGCCACCAUGGUGUAGCUGUAGCUGUAGCCACCACGAGCUCUCCCCUCAGUCUCUUACAGGCUGAACAAACCAAGUGACACUAGCGGCUCCUCAUACAGCUUCCCCUCCAAACGCUUUACUAGCUUCAUGGCCCUCUUAUGUCCUGUCAAAGAUGUGAUUUACAUUUGCCCCCCCUGGGUAAUUCCUAAUUCAGGACAUAAGAGAUGCCCUGAAGGUCAAGUAAAAUUUUACUUACAUGAACUGUCCAGCAGUCAAAAGACUUUCAUGUAGACUGUCCACUUUGAGUCAAGUUCAGACAGAAGUGAGUGUCAUGAGAAUGUGUCUCUCAAUAAGACCUGACAAGCCAGUAGAUUUUGUGCUCUCAUUACAUAUGCUGUUAGGUAUUAAAUAUUCUAAUUGAUUUGUAUGUCAUGCUUUUCAGCAGUAAAUCCCAGACUGGUUUUACGAGAGAGGUCACUAUCUUUACCCUCAUUUCACGGGCAAAUAAACCAAGGUGCAGGGAGGUCUAAUGCCAGAAGGUCGGUGUCAGAGCGAGAGACAGCUAAUUGCAACAGACUUAAAUACAUCACUGUGCAUGAGUGUCAGUAAUUCUUAUUGCAGCAUCAACCUCAAAGUUAUGCAGAGAUACCAAAGACAGAAAUAGAGCAGCACUGACCUCUUCUCUACAGAUAGGGAUGUGGUCUCCAGAGAUUUUUCCCCCAAGAAUUUAUAAAUGACAUAAAGAAGAGCAGGUGCCAUUUCUCCACCUGGGUGACUAUGCCCAGAGGCAACAGAAGUCAUUUUUAGGAUAUAGUUCCCCUCCUAUUUACAUCAAGCUAGUAGCAGUGCUUAUUUUAACACAGUUGCCAGGCGACUUUAUUUUUAGGUCCUGUCAGCAUAGCAUCAUUUUGUAAUUCUUGCCUUGGUUAAAACAAGUAAAGACAGGGAAUGUGGAAUUCACUGGAAAAAUUAUUGCUGCCUCAGAAAUAUAAAUUGAUAGCCUAAGAAAGCAGUGAUCUUCUCUUUCUCAUAACGAGAAAUGCUCUAGAUCUAUAAAGCAUCCCUAAUAUUUUACUUUAAGAGACCAAAUCACAAGUCAGGUUACAUUUCAGUAGGAACUAAAUAGAUUUUUCAGCUCUUAAGGGGUUCCUUAGAGAAUCUUAUUUCAUCUAAAUAACGUUGCUCUCUUGAUGACUACCACAUUCCUAUAGGAAAAUUUGCCAGUGGGGCAUAAUCUUGGUUUAAAUUGUCCUAGAAAAUAAUACAUUAUUGAAAAGGAAAAAAAUUAAUAAAAGAAAAGGAGGAAGAAGAUGCAGUCUGUGAAUUUCACACAAAUAAGAAAAAUCCAGUUGCCAUGAAGACUGAUCAGCCACAUGUAUUUCUGUAAGCAUGUGUCAACUUGAUGUACUGCACUUCUGUGUUUUAUUCAAUUACCAUGUAUCAGAAGAACGUAAUUGCUGUACUGCAUCUACCUCAUCUGGUAUCCCAUCCAAAGAAUGUGGGAGAGAAGGCCUGCAGAAGACGAAAACAGCACAAUGUAUCUGUGGAAGGCUUCUCUUCCUCCUUCCCCUGAUUAACAGUUUGGCUUUUGUCCUUGUGAAUCACUUUUUAUAUCUCUUUCUUUUCUCUCACAGCGUAAUAGUAAAUACUCUUAUCACCUGCACUUCAGAAACGUCUGAGGUUUUUUUCGUCUUCAUAAUACUUUUGAUAAAUCCUGCCACAGGAAGUGAAAGUUGAAAUGUGACCAGUCUAUCAGGAACAAAAACAUUAAGGAUGGGAGCGCUCACGGAAACCAGCUCCAGAGCAAUAGCAAUGAUUCCUAGUAUAUGAGGCUCAGUGGAGAGAAACUGUGGGCAGAGCUAAAAUUUCAAUGAGGACACAUCCUAAUUUAUACUAGCUAGGAUCUGGAGAAAGAUACCUUUACAUUACCUAAACGUCUUCUGCCCUGGGUGUUGCCCAAGAAGAUGAAGUUUGCAAAGAAAAUUCAUUUAUUCACUAAUAGAGAGCUGCCUCUAAGGAGGGGACAGAUAGUUGCAUAGUGGUGUGCUGAAAUCCAACACACAUUCUGGGGACCAGAAGACUGUGAGUAGCAUUAGGACAGGUACCCAGAAUUGCUCUAAAUGUAGUUUAUUGUUUCCCAAAUUUGUCUUAUUCUAAUGAGUAUUAUAAAAUAUACCUUAAAAACAAGUUUAAAGAAAUAGAUUUUCUGGACUGACUGCUAGAAAAUCCAGAACUGUUUAACAAUGUGCAACCUGUGUCUUUUUUCAGCAAUAAGUGAUAUUUUUCAGGCUGUGGAAUGACAUUGUUUCAUCCCUUGGGUUUCCAUGUGCUUUUUUUAUUUGUUGGCAGGGCUGUUUUAUUGCACAAUGUUGAUAUAUUUAUUUUGACUUCUAAUUUGCAGUCUUAUAAUAGGCCUUUGGUGCCCAGGAGAAGUCAAAGCAAUGAAAAGAUUCUUCUCUGAGAAACAAUAUUCCAUUUUUAAUCAUAACAUCCUGCCGGAUUUCAAAUAAUUUCUUAAAACUCUAACAUGAAUGUAUCUGUGGAUCGCCUACUAAAGACAGCUAUUAAGGAACUUUUGAUAGUUAAGGAGGCCUGAAGAAAUCGUGUUGGACGAUCAUUUGAUAGCAAUAUUCUCACGAUAAUUAUGAAGGACCAAAUCUUUAUCUUCUCAAAUUUCACCAUUUAAUGUAUGUAGAUCAAGACCCCAUUCCUUUAGCCAUAAUACAAUUGAUACUAACAGGUUUGAACAAAUAGACUAAUAGCUCACAAUCCACCUCACUUCAUUUUCACUUGUCAGUGGAAAUACACUACUCACUUUCAGUGUGCAUUUAUACUCCAAAACACUACCUAGCCUCUGCUGAACUAAAAACUAGGGGAUGUCUACAUGUAACAGCACCAUUUUUCAUGAGAAUUUUUUGAUGUCACAAAAAACAAUGUGUACCCACAGAGCUUUACAUAACCUAAUAAAUGACCAGUUGACACUGUGCCUCUAAUUGUCCUCAACUGGAAGCAAAAAUGCUGCCUGUGAGUCAAAGCUGAUUAACGCUAUUGGUUGAUGAAUUUUAAUUUUUAAAAAAAAAGAGCCAAGGGGGAGCCAUAACAGCUCUAAACUUUCACAAGGACUGCCUCUGCUUUAGGGGAAUUUUGAUUUUUCCUGCUGUUUUGUUUGUUUUAAAAAAAUCAUGAUGUCUAACCUUCAGGAACGUACCUCAUCAUCCAACCCACAAACUGUUGGCAAAAUAAUAAACCUACACAGAAUGUACUGUUAGAUUUGUUUGAGGUUUUUUGGUUUUUUUUUUUUUUUUUUUUUACUUCUUCCUUUCAGAGGUAUAAAUCACAGCUUUUUGCUUUUGCAAAUUAAAGUAUAGGCUUUGCACUGGAUAGUUGGCACCGUUUCUUCUGGCCAAAUGUUCCAUGCUGCUUCCAAAGAAACUGCGGACACUGAGUCGGCUGUAGUUUGUCUUUGAACUCAUUUGCAAAACCUCAGUCUUUAUAGGCCUCCAAGAAAAAAUAUACAGAGUUUAUUUAUUAAGUUGCAGUUUAACUCUUUUUUUCUGCAGAAUUGUUGAUGGUAAUUCUGUUUGGGUUCAUCAGGUUUUUUAUUUGUCUGACUGAAUUCUUGCUGUUUACUUCUUCUGGUUUACAUGAAUGGCAUCAUCCUGUCAUAUAGGUCCAAAAAAACUAUAUAUUUAUGAUUAUUGUACACAGGCUGAAAAGAAUCCUGAAUCGAAAACAGUUCUCUUGCUAGUUAGUUGCAAGAGUAAGUUUCAAAUAAACCAUAGGCAAUUAUUAUUGAGUAAAUAUACUUUCCAUUAUAUUUCCAGAAGUCUCCUUAGCUACAUUUGCCUUCAUGUCUUUGUAACAUAGCAGACAAACAUUGCUGUUGUUGCAGCUUUUGCUGCUAAGUUGUUUAUAAUGUAUUUCUGAAUAGUAUGGAAAUAAGAAUGCACUAUGGACUCUCUCCUUAAAGGAGUUACUGGUUUUGUCUGUCAAAUACGGUUUAAAGUUUUGAUCAGCUGAAUGUUCAGCAAGGAAUAUAUUAAAAUUUUUGGUGUAUAAAACAUCGCAGGUCUUGUGUUAAUUUUAGACUUUUCCCUCUAGCAUCCUUGUACUGCUUUCUUCCACAAUGCUUCCUCUCCAUUGAUGUAAUGCCAUCUUUGGUACUCUAACAAAGGGCUAUAUAAAUGUUUGGAACCCAGAACAGAUGUUUUGGGGCAGCUUUCAUUCCGUUUGCCAAGUUCAGGCAUAAAACAAGAUCCUGACCACUUGUGGUUACUGUAGAUUGGAUGAUUUUUUCAAAGUAAGAGUAAGCGUUCUGGGUCCAAUGACUUCCUGUCUUCUGGCAUCCUAUCACAUCUUCUUUACUAUACCAUAAUGUUUCUCAAGUUUGCUUUUGUUUCACUCUCAUAAUUGGCUUUGUAUAUCCACUGACUGAUCUGAUUUUCCUAUCGAGACAGGGCUGUUCACUCCAGAUUUUCACUAGUGUAACUGAGAGGAAAAUUUGGUCCGUAUGCUCUGUAAUAAGAUAUAUCAUCACUGUCAAUAUUUUUCUUCUUCCCAUCACUCCCCAGCCAUAUGGCAACUUCACAGGAAACAACUGAACUGCAUAUGUUCUAAGUAGGACUUCUUCAUUCCCUACAAAAUCGAGGUUAGUUUUAAUACCAUUCAGAUUUAAAAAUGGAGGAAGUCCUUAAUCCUUUAGCAUAGAAUUUUCAUCUACCUUUAGCCACCCAAAGUUAGAAAACCAGUAGAAAGCUUUUAUAUGAGCUCCUCCUGUAGCCAGUAGAGGGAGGAAGCAACUUUGGGAGGGUGAAUCAUCACAUUCUAAAAUAAGAGUUGGGGGAAAUUUUAUUGUCAUGAGUGUGAGUACAAAUCUCUUCAAUAUCCACUGGUCUUAAUGGUGUUAUCUGCAGACCUGAAGGCAACAUUUGUGCUGGUGGAUUAAAUGGGGACAGGAAAUUAUUUUCCUGAGCUGUUGUUAAUCAUUCUGGCCUGUGACUGGUAAGCUCUCUCCAAAUAACACCUGAGCAUGACUCAGUGGGCGUCAUGAGCCAGGGACAAUUUUCAGCCAGCAAGACACAGGUAAGAUUACCUUGUUUUGGGCAGGAAAUUUAGUCCUAGCAAUAGAAGCCUUUCCACCUUCUUGCUUUUAGAGUCGAUUUAUUGGUGUAGAUACAUCCAAAGAUAUGUGAAGAAAACAGUACAAGAGAAUGAAAGAUGAACUUGAGUUUUUAAUUUGUGUUGUCUGAAACAGAGACUUGGGUGCAAGUAGCAACCCAAGAGACAAGAGGCACUGUUAGUGAGACUUUUCUUAUUAUGCAAAUUUUAAAGUCACUGCCCAUACUGGAGGUAGAGAGUGACUAACAGUGACUGUGGAAGACAGUAAUUACAAAGAAAGUCUUCCAGAACCUGCUAUAACUAAAUGACUUUCUGAAACCUAUCACACAACAGAUCCCCCUCGAAGCCAUCAUUAGAAGCUGAUCUCCCAGGAAAAUGCCCCAUAUCACAAAAGUGUUUCUGUAAAGUUUCCGAGCUCUACCUGCUGGAUCUUAAGACUUGUGACAAUUUUGCCUUAGAAACACUGGCUAUUCACCACAAAGUACCCAGAUUCAGCAACAAGUAGCGCAAAAUGUUUCAGCUAAUUUCAACCACCGUUAUGGAGCCCAGGGACCAUUGGAUAAAUUCAGAUGAAUAACCCUAUUUCUAAGUUUUUUCCAGGGAGUGUGUGGGUGUUGCAGACAUUUAACUGCCAGGCUAUUCAUUUUUCUGCACUAAUAGUUUCCAUACCAGCUGACUGACCAGUCUCCCUGAUGUGUCGCAUCAAUUUUCUUAUUAAAUACAAAAAUAAUGAAUGUUAGGAAUGAGCCUAGAAAGCUUCUCAUCUCCCACAUUGGGUCUUGGUGCCAAGUGUCUGGCUGGCAUCGUCUCCAAUAUUCUGCAAACAACAUCUGCAUGAGCAUGUCAGUUGUGUAACUCAUAAACGUAACAUGAGUGACUGCCGUGAUUUGCUAAGCAGCACCAGUUAGAGCUGUUUUGCAAGAGGGAGGCUUUGCAGCAUGUGGGAGAGACAGUCAUGCCAUGCCUUCCACAGGAAAGAGAAGGGGUACCAUGAGCAGGAGAACAUCAUUUUCAGGAAUGAUGCUGGGAAGAUUUCCCUCUUCCCCUCCAGGAUUCCUCUGUUUCCAGAUGUGAUUAAUGAUGCAUCCCCGCUGAAAUGAUCACACAUGUGAUGAGCUCAGAAAAAUUAGUGCUUUGGAGGCACUGAGCUACCCCAGUAGCUGCCUUGGAGGUUGACUUGGAGGAGGACAGUGUGCCAGAGAGAUGGGGAAGUUUGGGAGCGUGAAUAUAAGACCACAAUCUCUGAUGGACAGCACAUCUUGCUGAUGUUCUGCACAGCCUCUGACAGUAGCAUCUCUACUGGUGAAAAGAAAAAGAGGUCCAAGGUGCUUCUCCUUCACCCCAUAAAACUCAUAAUGAUGCUGUACAGGAAAGUAGCGCAGGCAGCAGACUGGAGCCCUGUGACUCAAGUGAUGUUCACUCACCGAGAACAUUAUGUCACUGCCUAGGAGGAAAAACUUGGAUGUCAGAGCUGAAAAGACAGUUGCAUUUUACUUCCUUCCCUCUUAUGACAAGUAUAUUAUAUAUAUUCUAUCAGCCAUUUCAGCAGAAGAUAGACCCACUUUUCCUGUCCUUUGCAUCAGUUUAUUGCAGCUGAUUUCAGCUGUUUAUUUUAGAUCAACAUAUGAUGGUUCACUUUUGUAAAAAGGCUGAAUUUUGUCAUUUCUCACUUCCUUAAGUCUAUUUUUUCAAAACCGCAUAAAAUUAUCGUCAGAACCAAGGCAUGUCAGUAAACUGCUUCUAGAGAGGUACUAGGAACAUCCUUGGUGGUUGUGUUAGCCUUGGGCUAAAGAUUGGCUCUUGUUCAAUAUCUGAAACUUUCCAAAUAAAACAGAUGACAAUGUGUAAAUAACUAAACCGCACAUGUGACAAUGACAGUGAAAUAUAAUGUGCCGGGUCAAAUUUUAGUUGGGUUAAGUCAGGCAUUUAGAGUAAUCCUUCUUUACCCCAUUUAAAUGUCACAUAGGUAAGUCAUGACAGCUCGCUCACUUCCAGGAAAAGCUUGCAUUAUCCUCAAGGAUGAAUUCAGGACCUCAGGAAGCUACCAAGCCAAAUGAAAAACAGAGAAAAAAAGCAAUGAGUUAGCGGCUUAAGCCAUAUGCCUCAGAUCAGUCUAGCCAUAAUUUCAAAUGCCACCAGGAUCAUUACAAAGCUAAUGCAGAUCUAUUGAGUACUUGGCCGUUUACUACAGGCAGAACAAGUCCUUUGAGUUAAAUCCUAAGAAAUCAGAUCCUUUGGGGUUUUAAUGGCUAUUAAAAAUCACAGGAUAUUUUCAUAAGGGGACGAGUUCAUUAAUCUUAUUCCCUUAAACAAAUUAGCCCUUUCCUCCUACAAAUACACUUUCAGUUCCUUAUUGUAAAAGGAAGGUGGGAGAGGAAGAGAGAAUGAAACCCUCUGGUGAUGUGCUGUAUCUUGCAAGAGCUGUACUGCUGCUUUUACUGCAACUCAAAGGCAAGGUGAGUGUUUUGCAAUGAAAACCCCAGGAUGCUGUUUCGAGACUUUCUGUACCAGUGGCUGGGCUACCACGCUUGGGUGCUCACUCUGCAUUUACGAUUAAGCACCAGUCACCUCUUGCAGAUUUGAUUUGCUGCAUGUCCCAGGCACCUGGUAACCUGCUCCAGCAAGGGUGUCUGCCAUGGGAAGGUUGAGCUGACCUGGCCUUCAGCACUUGUGGCUGCCUUGCAAAAACAACCUGCUGUCAAGUUUAUGAGCACAGUGAACAGAGCACUGCAGAGAUACAGGGAAGACUUGUAAGUGCAAACACUUGAACGCGUAUGCAACAGUUUUUGUUAUCAUAAUUAGCCUGUUAUCAUAGAAUCAUGAAAUCACAGAGUAGUUUGGGUUGGAAUGGACCUCCAAAGCUCCCCCAGUGCCAGCCCUGCCGUGAGCAGGGACAUCUUCACCAGCUCAGGUUGCUCAGAGCCCUGUCCAGCCUGGCCUGGGAUGUCUCCAGGGAUGGUUCAUCCACCAUGUCUCUGGCCAAACUUGGACAGGCUCUCACCACUCUCAGGGCAACAAUUUCUUCCUCAUGUCCAGCCUGAAUCUCCCUCCUUCAGUUUAAAACCAUCACCCCUUGUCCUAUCACAACAAGCCCUGCUCAAAAGUCUGUCCCCAUCUUUCUCACAGGCCCCUUUUAAGUCCAGAAAGGUGCAAUAAAGGCUCUCCAGACCCUUCUCUUCUCCAGCUGAACACCCCACCUCUCUCAGCCUGUCCUCCCAGCAGAGCUGUUUCAGACUUGGAUCAUUCCUGUGGCUCCUCUGACCCCCCUCCAGCAGGUCCAUGUGGGUCCUGUGCUGCGGACCCCGGAGUUGAGUGCGGCACUCCAGGUGGUCAGGGAUGAAAACCCUCUGUAAUCUAAUUAUGAAACAAAAGAGAGAAGGUAAAGGUGGAUGCAAGAGCAAUGAGACUGUCUUGGUCAGUGUCUGAUGUAACUGAAAGGGUUUGUAGGUACUACAGAAAAGGAAGAGUUAGAAGGCAAACAGGGCAACAAGUGUGUGAGUGAUUAGAGGAAACUGCACUGGAGUAUAAAAAAAAACAUGGAAGAUAGUACAGAAGUGUUUAAUUUGAGAACCAUAUGGAAAACCAGUGGAAAAUGCUGUGACGGGUUAACCACAGAGAGCAGCCACCAUUUACAUAGAGAAUUCAGGAUGUUACUCUACUGAUGGAAUGCAGAAGGAUCUCCACUUUGAAGAAAAGGGCUGUGAUUCAGCUCCAGACUCAGGACCUAAAUGUGGCCGAAGGGAUUAAAGAGCUAGCCAAGAUGAUAAUGAAGGUAUGACUGUGAUCACCACAGUGAAGAUGCUCCAUUUCUCAAAGAUUAUAGAUCAAGACUAAGUGCCUGUUAGCAUGUAUUCACACACAAAUCACUUGGCUUGAUAAAAAGAUAUUGAGUGAAAUGUGAUUCCUGUCCUUAAAAGAUGAGCAUCUCUGUAUUAUGAUUUAUUGGUGUUCUGUAUUUCCAUCUGCCGUGGGGAGACCUUCAGCAUUUCCAACAUCAGUGACUCAGUGCUGCUGAUGCUGGAAAGUGGGCACUGGUCCAGCCUGGAUUUCUUCAACAUCCUUCUAUGAAACACUGGCAAGAUUCAAAGAUGCUAAAUGGCUUUCCCAAACCUGUGUUAUAUCUAGCAAUAGGAGCCAGAUUUCCUACUUCACUACUCUUUAGCAAUCAGCUGAUAGCAUUCUCACGGCUUUGUUUUAAUGAUCUGUUAUUUUGAAACUAGAUGAUGCUGGAAAAUUGUCAGAAUACUUGAAAACAACCCGUGAAGUUAUAUUUAGUGGAUCAUACAAGUUUAAAUCCAUUUUCUAUUUUAGCUUUUUAUUGAGACAGUUCACCCCAGUAAGGAAAAGUGAUAGUUGCCUUUUCCCUUUCAGCUUACUCUAGCAAUGAGAAACACAGUGUUUGAACUCUUAGUUCAGAAUAACUGCCUGAACAAAUAAUAAAACAGAAGAACAGACUUAUCUGUAAGAUAAAGACCUUGGAGUAUUUUGUGAAGAACAUUUGAAAGAUCAGAACACUACAGGUUUCUCAUAAUCACUGGGAAUUGAAAAAGAAAUAGAAUUAGCUGGAAAUCUGGCUGAAUGAAAACAAUUUCUAAGAAAAAAAAAAUCCUAAAUUUAUUCUCUUUCCAGUGUUAUAUUAAGCCAAAAAUUCUGCUAGUGCUGAACAAGUAAUUUAUACUAGUGCAAAUCCAGAGAUUUCUAACAAGAAUAAAGGAGGGCUUUUAUGUUUCAAGUACCAUUACCACUAAAAGGCUUCAGAGUAUUUCCAUUUUUAAUGACUUCAACUGUAUGCCAAGUAACAAGGGAUAAGUUGGAACUAUCUUGCAUGGGUUAUGAAAUGUCAAAGCCUGAUAACACAUACAACACAUGGUGCCUACAUGGCUCAAAAGCCUAAGGCAGCAGUCCUUUAUUCCAGAGAUUUCAGACCAAAUCCCAUCCACCUUGAUACUGAAAAUUGUAAGGUAAUGGAUUUUCAGCCUGAAAUGAGUUGGUUUGCAGUUAAGAUCCUCUUGGAGAUAUGACCAAAGAUUUGAAUCAACGUGACAGUUACCUGUCUUUACAGAGGCAGACCAGCUGACUGGUUAAGAUUAGAUAACUUUUAGGUGACUGGAAUCUGAGAGUAAUCCGACCCUCCCUUACCUCUUUCCUCAUCUUCUGCACUAGGCUCCAUCCAUCUUUGCGACAGCACUAUUGCACUUACCCAGCAGAAAUACUUUAUAAGCUCGGUUAGCAGAGAAAUGCAGGGGGAGCUUCCACUGUUCCUAAAAGACUAUUCUUUCAGGAAAAGAUCUUGAAUCAUCUUUUAGAGUUUGAUCUUCUUCUCAUUGAGCCACCAUCUUAGCAAUGAAUUGCCACUGACUUGUAUGUUUACUUUCACUUACCUAGAGAAACGCGCACUGGGUUUGGACUUCUGAUGGGGUGACUCCCAAGGGUGCUUCUGCCUGAAGGCAAUAAGAGUGUUCAGGACUAGGUUUAUUCAUGAUAAUGUGGGAUGAGAGCUUUGAAUCAUGUUUUUUACUUGGGCAUUCACAUUAACUGCACCUGCUUUGCAGGGUGCCCUCAGCAAACUAGUGCUUUUUAGACAGAUAUGAAGUCAAUAACUCUGUCUCUAGGGAAGUGGCAGACUGUCUGGGUGACACAUGAAUGAGGAAAAGACAUUGUGUUGUAGCAGAAACCAGACAGUUAGAGAGCAAAGUAUUGUGUUAGCCUCAUGCUUCGACAUGUCAUAGACAGCAAAUUAUCUGGAACUUUGUGAUUCAGCUACUGCUUGUUGAGCACACAUGUGGAAAACUAAAUUUUAAAGAAUUAGGAGAUAUGAAUGGAGACUUUCUAGCGGAGAAAUAUGACCUGUCUUGUUGUCCCUUCAUGGGAGAGGUGAUCAAGGAAUAUUUAGUUGCUGGAGUGGGAGGAGAAAAUACUUCUGUUGGAGGAUCAGACCUGUCUGCUUUUGAUCCAGCAUGCUUACACAGCUGGACUUGCAUGAUCUCUGCAGCUUCCUGAGUGAAUUGCAGCCUUGUACUCUCUUUAGAGCCAUCUAUUACUUCCCACUGUGUAUGUACCUACCUAAAAAUCCAUAGCCGGUCUCGCAUCGAAUCAAUGCUCACAGUCAACUUGUAUCUAAACAAAUUGAAUAAAGCUAAGAGCUCUGAAGAUCCUCUUAUUUAUCCCAUGACAAGCAGAGAGACUCCCAGUUCUUCUGCUCCUGACACCUUUGUCAAUAAAAUCUGCAGAUUGUACAAUAUAAAGUUGUUUUAUAAUUCAUCUCCUUGACAAUAACAGAACCUUUGAGCAGGAAUGCUUUAUGUGGUUAUCACAAGAACAGUGCUCAAGCAGAAGCUGUAUCAGCAAAGUGCAAAAAUAAAAUUUUGUUCCUCUUGAAGAGUCACAUUUCAAGUAAUUUUUUGAUCUAAUGAAAAAGAUCAGAUUUGAUUUUAAAGAAGAAUUUAUAUUUGGCUGGCAAUCAGAUCAUAAGUAAGAGUCAUAGAACUUAUUAGAUCAUAUAUUCCAUUCUCUUUCCACUACAGGAUCAUUUUUCAGAUCUGAGGUCUAAUUUCAUUAUUUUAAAAGGACAAAACAUCAGACUUAUGGAAAGAAACGUAGCUGCUUCAGUAUUCAUCCUCUGAAGAAUGUUUUUUAGGCAUUAUCCCCAGAACUAACUGCUGUCAAAAUAAACUGCAAGUGGAAAUUAUGACAACUGGAUAUCUAUUUCAUUGAUUUGAAGGUGAUACCAGCUCCCUCACCUGCCCUGAUUUCUGUCCAUGGCUGUUCAUGAGCACACAGUAGAACAUGCUUUAAAAGUCGUGCCUCAAAUCUUUAAUAUAUAUAUCAUUUAUUCUAAAUCUACAGUUGCAGCUAAAGUUGUUUCAGUCUGUUAUGUAAACACUGUGCUAGCUUUUUAAAUAAAAGGUGAAGUUUUCAAAGCCAAGCAGAGCACUUAAGCAUGAAGUUUCGUUCUUUUCAGUGGAAAGUUACAUGUCAAAAUUCUGGACCUAAGAUUUAGGUGGGUGGACUAUAUGUUCUAAUAGUGAUUUCAGGUAAUUUAGUCUAAAAGAAGAAACACAAAAUUGAAUUUUAAACCCAUUCUUAGUAUUUUAUCAUUUUAUAAUAAAUUUAUAAAAAAUCAAUUAAUCAUUUUGUUUCUAAUCUGAACUUUAAUUCCUACCUUUAAUAUUAUCAAGACAAAAUUACAUCUGAAAGAGCUGUUUUCUAGACAAUUCUAGAACAAGAUAAUUCGACAGAGACCUCUAUCUCCAGUUUAUUACUUGGCUAAAGAACCAGGAAAAUGACAAAAUGCUGGGGAAUGAAUGGAACUGACACUGAUAUAGUGGCAUAAUAGUUUUCACCUCAGUAAUGUUUAGCCAAGGACACUCUGAGGUUUUGCCAACAGCAAGCUAACAAGAGAUGUAGUGUUUUCUUAUUUUACAGAUGUGUGAGGAAGGUUCAGAAGUGUUGACUGACUUGACUAUGUCUUAUGACUAGUUGAAAAAGAUAGGAAAAAAAUCUAUUAGCUUCCAAUUUUUCUUUUUUGUUGUUGUUGGUUUGGUUUGGUUUUUGCUUUUGCUUUUGUUUUUUUGUUUUGUGUUGUUUUAGUGCUUGAUAGCUGUGUUGGUGGAGGAGAUGCAAUUCAUAGAUUAUUGGAAGCCUGUCAGUGCAGCAAAGCCAUGUGCACGUGGUAUAAAAUAUGGAACAGAGGCACUGCAUACUUGUGGGUUUUGUAUUUCGGUGGGACCAGCCUGUGUUUCAAAUGUGCCAUUAUCCUUCAUAAGGAAGUUUCUCUCUAUUCUUGAAUCAGCUCAUAUUGUCAUUGCGCUCAUCAACCAACUCAGAAGGAUAUGCAGACAGCUGCAAAGAAUCUAAUUAACAUUUGGCUACAAAAGAAGAAAUUACAAUCUACUAUACUGUUUAAUCUGUCAGACAAGGUCUGGGUUAGAAAUUGAUUCAGUAUUUCUCUGUAGCUUCUCUGUUUUAAUGUAAUAGAAUCAUAUUUAGAGGAGGAGAAAACCUAUUAAUUUAUCUUGUCCAUCUAGCAUUGCUGCUACUUUUACCCUUUGGAUGACCUUAGGAAAAACCCUUCCUCUUCAUGUUUGUCUCCAUCAAACACCUGAAGAUUGUUAUCAUCUCUACUUUUAGUCAUCACUUACUUGGUCUUAAGUAAUUAAUUUAAUGUUUCCCUGCAAAUCAAAACUUACGUCAUUCUUUCUAUGUUUUUUCUCCUUAAACACCUUACAGUGUCCCAAUAUGAUCUCCUGCAGCGUAUGCUCUUAUCAUUCAGAAGAAGUACCUGUAUCCAAUAUUAAAAUCUAUCUACUAUUUAAAAUCACUAUUAGUAGAAGGAAUCAUUCAAAUUCUCUUUUUUUUUUUUUUUUUUUUUUAGUAGAAGAGAAUAAUAAGUAAUUGUAUUUCUGUGUGAUAACUGCAUAGAAGAGAGGGCAAAAAGAUUAUGAAGCACAGUAGAGGCAGAGUAGUUUGAAAGAGUAGCUUUUUUAGAUUAAUCUGAAUGCUCAGAGGCUUUUUUUUUCUGAACAAAUAACAAACAAAUUGUUUGGAUCAGAGAUAACGAUUGUGUUGACAGCAGACAUAUGAAUUAUACUGUUUUUACAAACUGGCGAGAAUCAAAUUGGAGCUAUUGAUCUGUAUUUCUGUAGGAACCUACUAAACAGAAAGCUUUGAGGGCUUUGCCAUUAGCAGCAUGGGUCAUUUUACCAACUAGGAAAGGCAACAUGCUCUGUUUGUGUCGUACACACUUCAUUGCUGGUGCAACAGAAGAUGCCUAGUCUUCAAAAAAUGUCAAGAGCCCUUCUGUAGCGAUGGGAAUAAUCCUUUUCAGAUAUAAUUAAAAGCCUUUCCUCUUCCCUCAACAGGCACACACACGAAGUAACUCUUUUGAGCAAUACAUUGUCAGGCUGGAAAAAAUCUAAGUUAACUUUUUAACUUCAUUAGCUUUGCAUCUUCUGCGUAGAGGAGACUGAACACAGACUGAAAGGAGUGGGAGGUGAAAAUAAGUCCUCAGGUCUCAAAUCGAUUAGUGCUUUUGGAAGUGCAUAGAAAGAAAAACAGAUCCUGCUUAAGGAGGGCAAUUUCGGGCCUUCCCUCUCUAGAGCCUGUAUUGGAAGUUCUCAUUAGUGACCUGUCUCCUUGGGAACCUGAGCUGGUGAAAGACAGCAAAGAGCUUAUUUGUUAUCUAGUUGCUGGUGGGACUGGUACCAUCAGCAACCUGAUCUACUGGGAGCAUGUAAUUGCAACCAGUGGGCACUAGGAGAGGGCAGAAAGUGUGAAGAGAAAUACCUUAGGCUAGUGGGUUUUUUUUCUUUUUUUUUCUUUUUUUUUUUUUAGCAUAUGAUUCAUGAAAUUCAUUUGUUAUUACAGGAAGGAUGGUUUUAUCAGCUGAAACAUACUGCUUUCUUGUUUGCUUUGAUACUAUCAGACUUAUGUAGAGGGAUCACAUUUCAAUAUGACAUCCAGGGACUGAUGGUAGAUAAGGGGAAAGUAUUUGUACCUUCGUAAUCAGUUUCCCCCAUAUGUAGAGUAACAUUUCCUUUAUCAGGGAAUGGAAAAUGAUGAAGUCAUCUGAUUUCAAAACUUGCAAAUGUAUCCCAUUUGCCUUCAAGUCACUAGGAGAAGGAAGGACAGAAUAUAUUAACCUUAAUCAAACUUUAGAUCAGAUUAUUUAAUCUCUGUUCUUCCCUCCUGUACUACUUUUACCUAGGAAUGCUGCAAGGUGAACCAAAGCACUGUUUUUUUCAUGCAUGGAUUAUUCAUAUUAAUUUUUACUAUUUCUUCAGGUUAAGUGGAGAUUAUAAGAAAAACAGGCUACAACUAUAAAAUCUCCUCAUAUAUUGAGUAAAAUCUUUAAGAACUUUAUCCACUUAGACAAAAUAGAGUUAAGUCGCAAUUAUUUGGUUUUUUAUUAUGAGAAAAAGAAAGAGAAAAACACAAAUCUUCAGUCUUGUUAAAUGAACUUCAGUGAGACAGCAACAACCUACUGUAGUUAUAUUCAUAGUUCUCUGCUGUUGUCAACAGAGUUGUGUUGCCAGAACAGUCAGCAAAAUACAGAGCAGCACUUAUCCAUUCCCCAGCUGUUUUUUCUACAUUUCUGAAGCUGGGAGACUAUGUUCUCUUUCCAUCUGAGCUCAGACAUGGAAAAGACAACUUUGACCACUGUUGCUUGGUGAGAAUGAUAGUUGUAGCAGAGUUGUCAGUGUAAGAAUUUGCUGAAGCUCAGCACAGAUCUAACCAUAACUGAAAACAAUUCUAAAUCUGCGUUAAAGAAGGGAUAUGGAAAGCUUUUUAUAAUUGCUGUGUUCACAUAUAUUAUUUAGAUGUUGUGGGUUAAAACUGUCAGAUUCUUGCUCAUUAGAUUAUCACUGGUGACAGGGUGUAACAGUGGUAAAUGGAGUCUGUGUAGUAGGCAGACUUGAGCAUACAGACCUUGAUGCAAUAAAGUUCUUUGCCCUAGAGUGACAUAUAGUAUGAAAUGGUCUUAAAUUAGGAAUUAAAUAGAUUUCAAACCUUUUUAAACCAUAAAAGAGAUAUAAUGAGGAUAUAAUGUGGGUCGGAUUUGGUCAAAUAGCUGACAGAGAUAGCCAAAACACUGUUUGUGGUGGUGUCAGAUACCAGGAGAGAGAUCUCAAUAGCCACAAACAAUUUUGUAUUCAGAACUGGAUGAAGCUUGUAUAAGACCACAUUUCCACACAUUAUAUUCCAAAUUGUUUUUAAAAAGUAAGCAGCCUUUAAGUAUAGUGUGCUGCAGAACUCCAUUAGAAUGCCUUUUUAGCAAGGUUAUGAAUUUUCAGUAAUUGCUGUGGUAAUCCAUAUUUAGCAUCUGCAGGAUUACUUUUAAUCAGCUUUGAGGAUAUGAUUUGGCACCGUUCAUUUUAUGCUUCUGCAUUUAACCAGUUAGGCUGAAAAAAAUGCCAUCGUUUUGCUGACUUAAUUUAAAGCCAAUAACAGUAAACCAGUAAGGGUAAGAAGGAGGAAGGAGAUUUGGUUACCAGCAAAAGAUGAGGAAAAUGGCCAUGUGCUGCUUUAAAAAAAACCCCACUAAUUGGAUCAAUAAUUGUGGUAAUAAAACAAGACUUUGUUCUGCAGUAGCACUUUUCCUCCAUAACUCUUUGAGGCUCUUGUGCCUUACGAGUCAAGAGUGACAUGCAUUCUUCAUAUUUCCACAUAUUCUUUUUUUUUCUGUGGUUCUUAAAUACAUCUCCUCUCUGCAUGUGUGGUAGAUAUUAUUUCAUUGCUGCAGCCUUCAUCCUAGAUACCUUACUGUUUCACAUCAUCUACUAGGACCAAGUCAGUACAUUACUUUUGCUCAUGGGGUGACUGAUGCUUUUAUCAGAGAUACUUUCUCCAAAAGAUAUGGGUUGUUUUUUGCCUAGACAAUGGGUAUACAGAUGCUGCUUUGCAAUCAUAUUGUUUCCAGCCAAGCGAUUAUUACCUUGUGCCUUUCCACUGUGGGUUUUACUGUGUUUCCUGAAAGGUGGAAUGGUGUUAAUGUUAAUAUCUUCCUGUAUAGACUUGGUCACAGCUUGUCCAGGUCGCUAUCAGAGAAUAUAUAUAUUAAUAAUUACUAUUGAUCAAGUACCUGGUGUUUAUUUCAGUGUUUGGUUUCUGGUUUUGUGUCCACACUGUGACUUGCACUUACCCUUAAUGUUAUUUAUGAGAAGGCAUCAAGCUGAGCAUCUGGUGCUGAGACUGUCCUCAGGGAACCUGGGUCUGAGGUUUACAGAUUGAAGAGGUUUUUAGGAUCAUCUGUGGUGACCUGCUGCAAAGCACAAACCAAACCCACCACCUAGAUACUCCAGCACAGGUUAGAAUCAUAGGAUCACAGAACCAUUUUGGUUGGAAGAGACCCUCAGGAUCAUCAAGUCCAACCGUAACCUAACUCUAGCACUAAACCAUGUCCCUGAAAACCCCAUCAAAAUGCCUUUUAAACCCCUCCAGGGAUGGUGACUCCACCACUGCCCUGGGCAGCCUGUUCCAAUGCCUGACAACCCUUUCCAUAAAGGUUUUUUUUUCCUAAUGUCCAAUCUAAACCUCCCCUGAUGCCACCUGGGGCCAUUUCCUCUUGUCCUAUAGAGUGACUCAUGUUUACUAUUUAAAUGAACCUUCUUAGCUUGAUAUUGAAUGGGAGGAGGUAGUCUGGCAAGGUAUAAAAGUGGAGGGUUUACCCUUCUUCUAAGAAAUCUGCACUGUUAGAAAUUUGCCUCUU
Messenger RNA from Columba livia (rock pigeon), 32054 nucleotides. RefSeq names its product SET binding protein 1 (gene SETBP1). Bases 1499 to 5812 code for a protein of 1437 amino acids. Gene Ontology annotation, cellular component: nucleoplasm. Gene Ontology annotation, molecular function: DNA binding; histone H3K4 methyltransferase activity. The transcript is spliced from 7 exons. Lineage: Eukaryota; Metazoa; Chordata; Aves; Columbiformes; Columbidae. The record is from RefSeq and is a predicted model, not a curated record. Gene Ontology annotation, biological process: regulation of DNA-templated transcription.